Molecule: messenger RNA, 471 nt
Organism: Parnassius apollo (apollo)
Lineage: Eukaryota; Metazoa; Arthropoda; Insecta; Lepidoptera; Papilionidae
Source: the annotation of a GenBank genome assembly
AUGGACGAAAUGGCUUUAAUAUCGUUUGUACAACAAUAUGAGGAGUUGUAUAAUUUGCGACAUCCCCACUAUAUGAACCAGCAGAGACGGGACAACAUAUGGGAAGAAAUUGGGGAAGAAGUGAAUGAUACUGGGUCAGUAUGUAGAGAAAGAUGGACUAGAAUACGAGAAAACUAUAGAAAGGCGUUGAGUUUAAGAAAGACCAAAAGUGGUCAAGCCGCUAACAAAAUAAAAUCGCCUAAAUAUAACAAAGAGCUAAGCUUCCUCUUUCCCUAUAUAAACGAUAAAGAACAUAGAGUUUCAAAUAUAUCAGUACCAGCACGAGAAACACCCUCUUCAUUUGUUUCUCCACAUUCAGAAUCUGGAGAUGAUUCCCGACAUUCAGAAUCGCCGUUGCCGAGAUACACUCCGAUUCGCCCAGUAGUCGUACGUCAUCGCACAAAUCCACAGGCAAUCCUACCACUAGUGUAG